Messenger RNA from Tetranychus urticae (two-spotted spider mite), 2462 nucleotides. RefSeq names its product carboxypeptidase E. Gene Ontology annotation, biological process: peptide metabolic process; protein processing. Gene Ontology annotation, molecular function: metallocarboxypeptidase activity; zinc ion binding. NCBI's taxonomy places the organism in Eukaryota, Metazoa, Arthropoda, Arachnida, Trombidiformes, Tetranychidae. The record is from RefSeq and is a predicted model, not a curated record.
CCAAAGAAACCCUUGUUGGUUGUAGUAAAGCGCCGAGUCACUGUUGACUGAAUGAAAAGUGAAUUUGUUGGUAAAAUGAAAAUGGUGACAAUUAUUAUUUACAAAAAAUGAUUUCCAUUCCAACAUAAUAAAAAAACAACUUUAAAUUCAAUUAUCUUAUUAAACAGUUGUUGAAAUUGAAUUAAAAAUUUGAAAAAACCAACCAAAUCCAUUCAAAUAUAUAACCGAUUUUGUUACCAAUAAACAAACCUUUGACUCAACAGUCACCAGAUUUUAAACUUAAGCUUUUGCUUAUUUACAUUGCAUCUUUUGUAACCAUUUUAAAAGCAGACGUUCUUUCAUUGUCUUUACCUUCACCUUCAUUCUCAUUCUGCUUCAUCAUCUAUAUCAUCAUCAUCGGAAUUUUAUUUACGAUUUCAUUCUUUUCCUGUAUUUAAUUAUUGAUUCUGUUGUGUCAAGUAUUUAACAAACAUUUCCCAAUCUAUUAUAUUCAGUUUACAUUCAAUAUGAUUCCUUGUUCACCAUGUUAUUUGGUUGUGAUCUUCUUGUGUUUCAUCGGCUGUUAUGCUUUUCCUAAACAUUUCGUGGAUUCAGAUAAACUGUUAUUAGCAUCUGCUGACAAUCAAUUCCAAUUUACACAAAAGGAACAAUCAAAUCGAAAACCAGAACCAUUUACGUUUAAACAUCAUAAUAAUCAGGAGCUUAAUCUAGUUCUUCAAGACAUUAAUAAACGUUGCCCUGAUAUAACUCAAUUGUAUGAACUUAAUUAUCGAAGUAUCCGAGGCUGGCCUUUAACUGUUAUUGAAUUAUCUGAUAAUGCCGGAAGACAUGAAUUUUUGGAACCCGAAUUUAAAUUCGUGGCCAAUAUGCAUGGUAAUGAAGUUCUGGGACGGGAAUUGUUAUUAAAAUUGGCCGAUUAUUUAUGUGAACAAUAUCAUAAAAAUGAUGAAAUAGCUUAUUUAUUGAAUCACACUCGAAUUCAUAUAUUACCUUCAUUAAACCCUGAUGGUUGGGAUGACGCUACAAAGAAUGGACCUGGUCAAGAUUGGUUAUACGGUCGUGCUAAUGCUGCUGGUGUUGACUUGAAUCGCGAUUUUCCCGAUCUUGACAAUGUUGCAUACCGAUCUGGUGAUAAAACUGAUCAUCUUUUCAACGAAAAACUAAUCGAUCACAACAUGCAACCCGAGACAAAAGCUGCUGUUGAAUGGAUCUUAUCCAAUCCUUUUGUUUUAUCAGCUAACCUUCAUGGUGGAUCUUUGGUUGCUAACUAUCCAUAUGACGAAACACCGGACGGUAGUGCAAGAAGAUAUGCACCUUCACCCGAUGAUGAUACUUUCAGGCAUUUAGCUCAAGUUUAUGCUCGAAAUCACAAAUCGAUGGCUUCACCGACUCGACCUAAAUGUGAACCAGAUGAAGAAGAUUUCGGUAAACAAGGAGGAAUCACUAAUGGGGCAGCAUGGUACAGCGUUACUGGUGGAAUGCAAGAUUUCAAUUAUCUAGGAUCUAAUGAUUAUGAGAUAACAUUGGAAUUAGGCUGUGAAAAAUAUCCAUCACCUGAUAGUCUGCCAAAAGAAUGGGAAGACAAUAAAGCAGCUCUGAUUGAAUAUAUUUGGCAGUCUCACAUUGGUGUUAAAGGAGUUAUUAAAGAUAGUCGAACAGGCGAAGCCAUUCAAGGAGCCCACAUCAAGGUUAAAAAUGUAACAUCCGGAAGAAACCAAGAGAUUGAUCAUGACAUUGUUUCAGUUGCUUCUGGGGAAUAUUGGCGAUUAUUGACUCCAGGCCAAUAUGAAAUCUCUGUUACCAAAGAUGGAUACGAACCUUCAACCAAGUUGAUUAAAGUUGUAAAUGAACCUCAUAAAGAAGCCCAAAGAGUUGAUUUUAUUUUGACACCCAGCUCAGAUGAAUUUGCAUUAGAAUCGAUGGCAAGUCAAUUCCCAUAUGGAAUGGAUCGAAAUGAUCCACAGAUGCUUAAAUACUUACCUUAUAUUCAACCAAAUGGAGAAAAUAUUCCUAGCCGUGAAAUGGAAUUGGAGUCAGCUUCUCCUUAAACCUUUCCAUUUGAAACCUGGAUCAAAUCAUUAUGUUCACACCAAUCAAUUAUUAUUUUUACCACCAUAAUUAUUUCUUUAUCUUCAAUUUCAAGAAUCGACACAAAAAAAAGAAAUUAAAACAUAUUUAUUCAUUGUUUCCCCCAUUUUUCUCAUGAAUUAUCUCUAUGUUUGUUGUUAUAUUAUUUUGCUUUUUCAAAGUCUAUCGAUUUAAUUGUAUUUAAAUAUGUUGAACAAAAAAUAUUUCAAGUUUUGUUCCCUAUACUUAUUGUUGAUUGAAACUUUACUGUGUUUUCCAUUAUUUCAAUUAUAUUCAUUGUAAGAUUAUCUCUUCAAAACAUUUAGAGCUGAAUUUUUCUAGUUAUUUUAUUCAACACAAAUCAGUGAACUCAAUAAACGGAUUCAACAAUUACA